Molecule: messenger RNA, 2234 nt
Organism: Anoplophora glabripennis (Asian longhorned beetle)
Lineage: Eukaryota; Metazoa; Arthropoda; Insecta; Coleoptera; Cerambycidae
Gene: casp
Product: FAS-associated factor 1
Exons: 12
Coding region: 102-2096 (664 amino acids)
Cellular component (GO): endoplasmic reticulum; nucleus
Molecular function (GO): ubiquitin binding
Source: RefSeq, a predicted model, not a curated record
GCUACUCUUUUACUCUUAUUUGACAGAGGUUGACAACUUGAGUUUUUCUUGCAGGUUAAAAACAUUUCUUUGUAAAGGUAGAUCUCGAAACACAACAAAGCAUGUCGGAAAAUAGAGAAGAAAUCUUAGCAGACUUUCAGGCAUGUACUGGUAUUGAAGACGUCGCCGAAGCUAUAUAUCACCUUGAUGAGACGAACUGGGACCUUUUGCGAGCAGUUAGCAGAGUCAUGCCGCCUGACACCCAGUCUUUUCAACCAAGAUCUGAUCCUGAUGUUAUGGUAGUAGAAGAUGAUGGUAAUCUUUCAUCAGUGCCCUUAGAACAGGCAACAGAUAUGAUGGAAGUUGGAAAUAAUGUUGGACAUCCACGGCCAAAGAAGCCCUCUCCCGAAAACAGUAUCCGCAAUCAAGACAGUUAUCCCUCAACUUCAGGUAGUAGUGGAAAUGAAAGAAUGCUCAAAUUUAACAUCACGUACUGUGAUAGGGUGAUCAAAAUCGAAUUACCAGAGAGUGGUACAGUCAAUGAUUUAAAAAUAAGACUGCAAAAAGAAUUAAAAAUUGCUCCCUGUAGACAGUUGCUAUCGAACUGGGCAAGGUUGGUUCAGUAUGAAAACACACCUUUUUCAAAAUUAAAAUUACCAGAUGAGAACUCUCUCCAUCUAACAAUAAAACAAAAUGACGGAGGUUUUACAGCUGAUGAUGAAAACUCUGUAACGGAAAAGUUAAGUGGCACAUACACUCUCAAUAUCAAAUUUGAAGGUAAAACCUAUAACCUCAAAUAUCAGGGUACCAAAACAAUCUUGGAGGUAAAGGGUGAUUUUUAUACUUUAACAAAUGUUCAUGUCCGAAAUCAAAUCUGGAGUGGGUGGCCCCCCAAUAUAGAUGAUAACACUGUGUUAGCCCUAUCAGGGAUAAAUUAUCCUGAACAUGAUUUGACAGUACGCCGAAACUUACAAGCUAAUCAUAACAAAGAAAAGAAGAAUUUACAAAUAGUUCAGAUAGAUAGUGAUGAUGACGAGUUUGAGGAUGCAUCGGAAAGUUUUACUGUAGAUGAUGACUAUUUUGUUGACAAUGAUGUUACUACAAAAAGAACUGAACCAUUGAUUCCAGAUAACAUUGAGGAUGAAAUUGUCGGAAGCAUAACAUUUGCUGAAAAUUUUACAACACGCUAUGGCCACAUACAUCCUGCUUUCUACCAGGGUACUCUUGAAGAUGCCAUUAAGGAAGCCUGCGCCAAACCUGCUAAAGAUAGAAAAAUCUUAGCCAUCUACCUGCACCACGAUGCAAGUGUCUUAACGAAUGUGUUCUGCACCCAAUUGUUGGGGUUCGAGAGUGUCAUGCAAAUGUUCGAGAAUAAUUUUAUUCUGUGGGGAUGGGACAUAACUUUCGAGAGCAAUCGUACUAAACUACAGCAGUCGGUGAACAACUGCCUUGGCUCCACUGCAGCCAUGAGUCUGCGCAACAUACCCGUCGAUCGUUUGCCUGCCAUUGUCCUCAUUAUGAAAAUUAGAUCGACCACAGAAAUUUUUAAUGUAGUUAAUGGAAACGUGGGUGUAAAUGAACUUUUAUCGAGUCUUAUAGAAUGUGUGGAAGUAUUCACUGAACACCAACGUGUGGAGAUAAAUGAGGAGCAAGAACGUGCUGAGCGAGAACUUGUCAAACUAGAACAGGAUUUAGCGUACCGCGAGAGUUUAGCAGCAGAUAGGGCUAAGGAGGAAGCGAAAAGAAUGCAGGAGCAAGCCGAAACGGAAGCAAGGCAGAGGUUGGAGAGCGAAAAAGCGGAAACAGAAGCUAAAAAAGAGGCGCACCGUAAAAAAGUCGAGGCUAGUUUACCGCCAGAGCCUCCUCUGGACCAGGGGGAUAACAUUACUAAGAUAAAGGUUAGGUUACCUAAGGGGGAGUACAUUGAGAGAAGAUUUCAAGCCAAUACACCGCUUAAGGUGCUUUUAGACUUUUUAAUAGUGAAAGGUUAUCCAACUGAGGAAUACAAAGUUAUAUCUAGUUGGCCUAGAAGAGAUUUAACCGCACUGGACACAAAUCAGACUUUGAAGGAGUUGAAAUUAUGUCCACAAGAAACUGUGAUAUUAGAGGAACGAUAAUUUCUGUCACAUUCCCUAAUGAAGGGUUAGAUUUUUAUAACAGCAUUUAAACGAUGUAAAGUUAUUUAAUAUAUAUUUUUAAUUUCACUUAGUAUUAAUAAUUUAAAUGUAAUCCAUGUAAUUAAUAAUAAAUAUACA